Theobroma cacao (cacao) is the source of this 1104-nucleotide messenger RNA. The record is from RefSeq and is a predicted model, not a curated record. Lineage: Eukaryota; Viridiplantae; Streptophyta; Magnoliopsida; Malvales; Malvaceae.
AUGGCGAUGGAAAGGUUGAGAAGGGCUGCUGAAGCAGGAGAUAUCGAUGAAUUGUAUAACAGUAUUGGGGAAGAUGCAGAUGUCUUGAGGCGCUAUGAUGAUGCAGAAUUUGCUGAUACUCCACUACACGUAGCUGCAGAGAGGGGCCAUGCUGAUUUUGCAAUAGCGAUCAUGUACUUAAAGCCAUCAUUUGCUAGGAAGCUGAACCAAGGCGGCUUUAGCCCCAUUCACCUUGCCUUGCAACAAGGGCACACGUCGACGGUUUCUCGUCUCCUGGACGUUGACAAAGAUCUUGUUCGCGUAAAAGGGAAGCAGGGCUACACUGCUUUUCACUACGUGGUUGAGAACGAGAACCUUGAACUUUUGGCUCAAUUUCUCAAAGAUUGUCCGGCAUGCAUCGAAGAUGUAACAAUUCAAAAGAAGACUGCCUUACAUAUUGCAGCAGAAAAACAUAGAUUUGAAGCUCUUGAAAUCCUUGUGCGGUGGCUUGAAAGGACUCAUCUCUACGGCAAAGUUUCAAGAAAGCACCUAUUGAAUGCAAAAGAUACAGAUGGCAACACGAUGAUCAGGCUGUUAUUAGAUUGUAUGGUGGAUACGAAGGCGGUUAAUUCAGAAAAUUUGACUGCUUUAAACGUCCUUGGGCGCCAAAGGGAUGGUGUAAUUGAAGACAAAGAAAUCAGUUUGAAGAUUCUACACGAUGCGGAAGGUUCUGCUGGUUUGAGUGCUUUAUUCAAACCUAAUCCUAAAGCUGAACCCUUACACGAGAAGUUUAGAUCAAGGAUCACAUUUCCCGAGAAAGCAGCAAUUCGAGCAUUGGGGCCAAUCAUGAACAUGUCGGUUGAGAGUAUGAAUGCAUUCCUAGUAGCGUUAGCACUGAUUAUAACAGCCACUUUUGAAUCCUUACUCAGUCCACCGGGCGGUGUUUGGCAAGGCAACGAUCCCAAUGGCACUAGGGUUAGCAAUUCAGUUAUGGAUGUGAAUACCUUUUUAAAUUUCUUCGGGAGUCUCUUUUGUUUGGCUUUUAUGUCAUUCUCUCUUACCAUUGCCAUACUCCAACUUGCUACUGGUAGUAGUGUUAUCGCGAUUCUGGCUGAAGUACUAAUG